This is a messenger RNA of Mesorhabditis spiculigera, 858 nucleotides long. Lineage: Eukaryota; Metazoa; Nematoda; Chromadorea; Rhabditida; Rhabditidae. The record is from the annotation of a GenBank genome assembly.
AUGAUGCUCGUCUUGCUGGCCGCCCUGACGAUUGUUGGUGGAUGGUGCUUUUUGCAUAUUGAGAGGCCGGCUGAGCAGCAGACAGCCUACCAUGCCCUCCUUGAGGCGGAAGAUCGAUAUACCAAAUCCGUAUACUUCAAGGUCGAAGACCCCGACGCGAAUUACGCGUGGAGAUGGUAUUCGGCUGCGGUCUUCUACUGCACUAACGCGUUUAUGACGGUGGAUUACGGUACCGUACCCGCCGUGACGGAUCUCGGUCGUUUUAUGACGAUCUGCUACACGCUAAUCUCCAUCCCGCUGGCCGUCGUGGUUACUCGUGACCUCGGCCAGGCAAUUCUCUACCAGAUCACGAAGAUGUACAGCUACUGCGCCCGACUAGGAACUCGGACAAACGACGAAUCAGACGGGGUAUCUAUUAGCAUCACGAUGGCCGUCGUUUUGAUGUUUGUGUCCUGGUUCUCGUGCGCUGCCUUCACUUACUGGUACGACGGUCUGUUCGGACCGAAUGGUAUCACGUAUUGGGGUGCCGUAUACCUCUCAUACCUCACUGUCACAACGAUUGGAAUGGGAGAGUUGAUGCCAACGUAUACUUAUCGCGAUCCCGCCUGGAAAUUCGUCCAUUUCUACGUUGGCAUGCCGUUCAGGAUCGUCAACCGCUGCACUUUCGUCGGAAUCGAGAAAAGCGUCUUCGGCGCGUUCAAGGGCUUCGAGCAGCGCACCGAAGCGCUCUUCCAAAACCACGUUGCUGAAAGGCGGGAUUCGAGCUCAACCCCCUCCGAGGCGGGCCCCGGUUCACCAACGAUCGACGUUUUCGGAGGAGAUUUCGGUCGUGUCCGCAUCGCUGUAAAGCAACUUGAA